UGAGCUGUCGUGUCCAAGUACAGCUACGGCAAGCCACUCGGUCCUUAAAGGCUAUGACUGAUCAUUGUUGCCAGCCAACGACUAAAACAACAUAACUGUCCACGGAGUCAAGUGAAUAUACUAAUUAUUGUCAGAAUGAGGAAUGACCAGAGUGGUGUGCAGUGGGGGGGUCUGCUCCUCCUUCUAUCCUGCUGUCUGCUGUGUGUUCACUCUGAGCAGCAGCAGGAGCAGCAGAAGCAGCCUUUGCCGGUCGUCGAGAGUGGAGCUCACCUAACUGGUCACGGUCGCCUGGACAGAAACAUGAUCCAGGACAAAGGCCACAUCAUGGAGCACUUAGAGGGAGUGAUAGACAAACCGGAGACAGACAUGACACCCCAGGAGCUUCAGCUGCACUAUUUUAAGAUGCACGAUUACGAUGGCAACAACCUGCUGGAUGGGCUGGAGCUAGCCACGGCCAUCACACAUGUACACAGAGAGGAGAAAGGAGAGCACAGCCAGCCAAUGAAAGAGGAUGACCUCAUCAUUCUCAUUGAUGAUGUUCUGAGGGACGAUGACAAAAACAAUGAUGGUUAUAUAGAUUAUGCAGAGUUUGCAAAAUCACUGGAGUGAGAUAUCUGACAUUCUUCAUGUCCACAACAACGACGGCAAGGAACCUGCAGAGAAGAGAAGGACAACGGAGAGGCCGUCCCCAACGUUAUGUUUGCUUUCUCUCUCACAGAAAGGGUCAGGGUUAUUGGGCAUUUUUGAAGUUUUGGAAAUUUUUGUACUUUCUAAGCUAGUGAUAUUUUUUUUUUUUAUGCGAUGUCCAAGCUGGAUGACAUUAAUUUAAUGAGCAACAAAAAAGUGAGGGAAAACUAACUGGCCUUUUUGUUAGUCUGACUCUGGUGUGUGCUUACACUCACAAUGACAUUCUGCACCUUCUGUGUUUAUAGGUUCCUUGAAAUCAUGCCUUUUUUUUUUUUUUUUAAAGGGUCAGUUUACCCAAUAUCCCUAAGAAUCAGUUUUCUACUUAACCCCUCAUGGUAUCUAAUAUAUACUUUCAACAAAUGAGAGUCCAAACUAAUUCCAAGGUGAUGUGUUCAAAUGUCUUGUUUUGUCAGUCAGUUCAGUUUAAAUUUAUAUAUAAAACAGAAAAAGCUGAACAUCUCCAUAUUUCAGAGGCUAAAAUCAGCAUUUUCUUCAAUUAUUUGCAUGAAAAUGUAUUUUAGAGAUGAAUCUAUGAUCAAAAUAGUUAAAGUAAUAGUACAACCCAAACUAUCUGCAUUGCUACUAUAGAGGAAAGUGAGAAUGUAUGUUGUCAUUUUGGGUGAAUUGGCCCUUUUUAUACGUACAGGAGCACCACUAUAGUACAGGAGCUCUAUAGUGCACCACUAUAGCUUUAGUGGUGCUACACACUUAUUAACACGAGCGAACACACCGUCGCUGCGUGACGCUCCACAUGGUGGACUAAAUGAUUCCUUCUGUGAAUCCAUCCUAUUUGCUGACUGUGAUGAGGCAAACUGGUCGUUCUCAUGACUUUUGAAAGUGGCCUUGACUUGUGUGUGUGUGUGUGUGUGUGUGUGUGUGUGUGUGUGUGUGUGUGUGUGUGUGUGUGUGUGUGUGUGUGUGUGUGUGUGUGUGUGUGUGUGUGUGUGUGUGUGUGUGUGUGUGUGUGUGUGUGUGUGUGUGUGUGUGUGUGUGUGUGUGUUGUGAUGAGGUAAGUUUAUUUGUGAGGUUGCUGGCAGAACACCACAUAUUGAAUGUUGCCAGUAGAACCUCCGUGCAGCAUAUAGUGGCACGUUAGCGCCACACGUUUUCUUUUCCAAAGUUGUAUUUGCUGUUUUCAUUACGGAAGCCCUGAGAGGCAAGUGAACAAAGAAAAUCUGUUUUCUAAGUCUGAUCCAAAUAUGUUUUUUUUAUUUUUAUUAAAGGAUGGGGGAAAAAAGUCAGGUGAAUUUUUGUCUUGUCAGGAUCAACUCUUUAUUGUUGCAACGCUCAUUUCAGAUGCAACAUUUGGGAUUUACCUUUGUGUUUAGAGUGCAUCGAGAAAUAAAUGUCACCUGGAAGGAAAGGACUGCUUUUAGUUUCAUUAAGAACAUUCGGUUGUGGUGCACUCUUGUGGCCGAAAUGAGUAUUACAGCAACAAACACCAAAUAAUUUUUUGUAGAAAAUGGAUCACCAGAAUAUUUGUUUUUCUUACUUGCCUCUCAGGUCGUCUGUAGAUUACCACAAUUAUAUGAGCCAAUCACCAUCUUCACUGUAAUCUGCGAGCCAGCUGAUACUUGACAUAAAUCUAACGUCAUAGAAUGAAUGUAAAGCAGCAGCGCCGUACUGCUGAUUCCUUAUCACUGGAUAAGCUCCACUUAAAGCACACUGGUUGAUGCUGCUGCCACUGCAGCCGUUUAUAAAGCAUUUGUUAUAAACUCAAGAUAUGUUGCUUCAAAUCAUUAACUGCCUUUCAAACAGAUACGGAUCAAAUAUGUCAGGUCUGUGUGUGUGUGUGUGUGUGUGUGUGUGUGUCGACGUUUGUAAAAAUCUAUUUUUGUUUGAUGGAUAAAUGAAAUCUAUAUUUUUGCCAUCCAGUAUUGAUUUUUCAAUCAGUUCAGGUUGUUGAUUAUAUAUAUAUACAUUUUAAAAAGCAUAACAAAUACAAUUAUGUCGUCUUUGAAAUGUGAGAUAUUAAAAACUAAUCUACAGACUUUGA
Messenger RNA from Cottoperca gobio, 2683 nucleotides. It is a transcript of the gene mcfd2, whose product is annotated as multiple coagulation factor deficiency 2, ER cargo receptor complex subunit. NCBI's taxonomy places the organism in Eukaryota, Metazoa, Chordata, Actinopteri, Perciformes, Bovichtidae. The record is from RefSeq and is a predicted model, not a curated record. Gene Ontology annotation, molecular function: calcium ion binding. Bases 136 to 609 code for a protein of 157 amino acids. The transcript has 4 exons.